Molecule: messenger RNA, 1070 nt
Organism: Gossypium arboreum
Lineage: Eukaryota; Viridiplantae; Streptophyta; Magnoliopsida; Malvales; Malvaceae
Product: cyclic dof factor 3-like
Exons: 2
Coding region: 306-1013 (235 amino acids)
Biological process (GO): regulation of DNA-templated transcription
Molecular function (GO): DNA-binding transcription factor activity; DNA binding
Source: RefSeq, a predicted model, not a curated record
AAAAGGGAAAGAUCUUUCAAAGCCACAAAGGGGCUUAAGGUUGAGAAUUAGCCUUUAUCCUGACAUGACAUACCCAUCUUUCCUAAACCGAUAAAAAAAUGUUGACUCUACGAGACCAACAACACAUUUUUUUUUCUCUUUUAACAAACAAAAAAAUUAGAAAUAAAAAACAUUAAAACACCACAAAAGCACAAACUUGUCAGAUAAUUUUCUCUUUUUCUUUAAAAAAUAAAAUUUUCGUUCUAGUUUUUAUCCUUUGUUAGAAGAUAAUUUAGAGAAAAAAAUCCUGAGUAAGGGAAUUGAAAAUGACGGAACCAAACGACUUGACAAUUAAAUUAUUUGGAAAAACGAUUCCUUUGCCUGAGAAAUCUCCAAAAGCAGUCGUAGCAGCAACAAUAUCUAACAUUUAUGCUACGUGUGAUGAUGAUUGUAACCAUAAUAAUAAUUAUAAAAAGGACAUCGUGGCAGAUAAAACGAUAGAUGCCGAGCAUGAACUCGUAGACAGAAAGGAGGACCAAUCUAAACAGGACGGUACAGCUCCUCUGGUUGCUUCUGAAGAGUUUAUGAAUUUGGAGGUGACCUAUGGGCCAAGUGACAAGCGUGAUGCACUUUCUAUCGAGAAUGAAAGCACUGGUUUAGAAACUAGUAAAACCGAUGAAGAUCGUAAUGAGACAAGUAACCCAGAAGAAAAAACCUUGAAGAAAUUGAACAAAGUUCUUCCAUGCCCUCGAUGCAACAGCAUGGAUACCAAGUUUUGUUACUACAACAAUUACAAUGUGAGUCAACCGCGACACUUUUGUAAGAACUGCCAAAGAUACUGGACUGCUGGAGGGACGAUGAGGAAUGUACCGGUGGGCGCUGGACGUCGAAGGAGCAAGAACUCAUCCUCUCACUAUCGUCACGUGAUUGUCUCUGAGCCCCUGCGGAAUGCAUGUGAUGGUACUGUUCUUACCCUUGGCUCAAACACACUACUUUGUGAAUCAAAUCAAGUGCUCGUAAUGGUGGAUUUGUAAUGGGGUCCACCAUUUGAUAAUGAAACCAAUCGGUAAUAUUAUUACCUUUGGCUCAAA